UGCAGACGAUUACCGAGUGUGCCACUGUUCCGUUGUUAGGCCCCUAUCUUUUUUAUUCAACGACCUUUUCACGAGUGUGUAUGUAUUUCUUUCCAUUCCGGAAACAUAAUAUCCUUAAUAAAACAAAAAGGAACAAAGAGGUACAUACAGUGCAGCGUUAUACAAUUCUACUUAAAUGGUAAAGUACUUCAUGAGCCAACGAUCCUUGGAACGAAGUCACUAAAUCUAAUGACAUCGAAACUGGAGGAAAACGAUAUCAGGAUUAUUACAACGCAAAGAGAUGAUACGACAGUUGUACACAUUCAAUUCAUAUGAACGAUUACACUAAUGCUGUUUGGAAUGAUUUUUGUAAUAGAAUCUACGUCUGGUUCUUAAACAGAAAUGAUGUCCAUACAUGAAAAAGGUUUCAGUCCACUGCAUACAGCUUGUAAAAAAGGAGAUAUCGAAACAGUCGAACGCCUACUGGAAAAUCCAGCUGAUGUAAAUUUGCGCGAUGAAAAUGGAUUCACUCCUCUCUUUAGAGCUUGUGAACAUGGAUAUAGCCAAAUUGUACAACGCUUGCUUAAUGAAACUGAUAAUGCGACAAUUUAUCUUAGGCAAACACAAAAAGCUGACGUUAAGAUAUGUAGCAAUGACGGAUUCAGUCCCCUCUACAUAGCUUGUGUUAAGGGACAUGUCGAGAUUGUGCGAUGCUUGCUUGCAGCGGGUGCUGAUGUUCGCGAUAAACAAGGAUUAUGCCCUUUAUUCAUUGCAUGUCAAGCUAACCAUGGCGAGGUAGUUAAGCUUUUACUUGAACACAAAGCUGAGGUUAAUUUAUGUAACAACAAAGGAUACAGUCCCCUCUUUAUAGCUUGUGCCAAAGGAAAUGUCAAGAUUGUGCAAUGCUUGAUUGAAGCGGAAGCUGAUGUUAAUUUACGCAGUAAACAAGGAGUAAGCCCUUUAUAUAUUGCGUGUCAAAAUAACCAAGGCAAGGCAGUUAAGAUUUUACUUGAACACAAAGCUAAUGUUAAUUUAUGUAAUAUCGAUGGAUACAGUCCCCUCUUUACAGUUUUUAUAACAGGACAUGUAGAGAUAGAGAUUGCACAACACUUGCUUCAAGCGGGUGCUGAUGUUAAUUUAUGCGAAAACAGAGGAUUCAGUCCCCUGUCAGUUGCUUGUAAAGAAAAACAAGGCAAGGCAGUUAAACUUCUACUUGAAAACAAAGCUGAUGUUAAUUUAUGUAGCAAAAACGGAUGCAGUCCUCUCUAUUUCGCUUGUGAAGAAGGACAUAUCCAGAUUGCACAACAAUUGCUUGAAGCGGGGGCUAAUGUUAAUUUAUGUAAGAACGAUGGAUUCAGUCCUCUCCAUACAGCUUGUGAACAAGGACAUGUCGAGAUUGUGCAAUGCCUGCUUGCAGCGGGUGCCGAUGUUAAUUUAAGCGAUAAAGAAGGACGAAGCCCUUUAUGCAUUGCGUGUCUAGCUAACCAUGGUGAGGUAGUUAAAGUUUUACUUGAAAACAAAGCUAAUGUCAAUUUAUGUAGCCACAGCGGAUUCAGUCCUUUGCAUAAAAUUUGUGCAUGUGGACAUGUCGAAAUUGUACAACACUCACUUAAAACGGGUGCUGAUAUUAAUGUAUGCAGUAAAGACGAAGACACCCCCUUAGCAUUGGCUUGUAAAGAAAGGCAAGACAAGGCAGUUAAGAUUUUAAUUGAAAAGAAAGCGAAGCUUAAUUUAUGUAAUAACGAAGGAUUUAGGCCCCUCUAUAUAGCUUGUGCAUUAGGAAAUUAUGAGAUAGUACAACAUUUGCUUGAAGCGGGAGCUGAUGUUAAUUUAUGCGAACGAAAAGGAAUCAGCCCCCUAUUUAUUGCUUGUAAAGAAAAUAAAAAUGAAAUCGUAAAGCUUUUACUUAAAAACAAAGCUGAUGUUAAUUUAUGUAGCAACGAUGGACUCAGUUCCCUCUAUAUAGCUUGUGAAAAAGGACACGUUGGAAUUGUACAGCAACUACUUGAAAGAGGUGCGAAUGUCAUUUAAUUUGUUCAGGAUCCAGGGCGGAAUGACUUCAGUCUUUGCAUCCAGAACUUUUCUUUUUUUUCUCUACGCAUUGGUCCAAUCUGUCUGCCUGUCUGUAUACCUGUCUGCGGUGGGUUUUAUUUUAAGUUUUUUGUGAAUAAGUGUCUGGUUUUGCUGAUAUGCAAAUAUCAGGUGGUAUAGGACAAUCCCAUAUUGUGAGCUACUAUUUAUUGAAAUAAACAAUAAAAUCAAAUGUAAUUUUUAUUAAAAAAUUCUUUCUAAAUAUUGUCAUCUAACAGCGAAGUUUUCACUACGAAUCUGUACAUAAUGAGUUCAAUUCCCGCGGGAACUUUUAAUUUUUAUCCUUUCAAAAAGUAUUUAAAACGUAUUUUGUGGUUUAAACUUAAAUUAUUCUUUUUAUUCUUAAAUACUUUUAUGAUUGAUUUUUUUUUUAAUUGUUCGUUAUUUCCCUUGUCGACUGUCAUUGGAAUCUAUCAGGCUUUGCAGGUGUCAUGUGCAAGUUAUGUAAUUUCACAAAUCUCUCAAUCACCCUUUGGACUAUUACGUAAUUUUAAGAUUGUCAAGUUAGAUUCAUACUACGUAUUUCAGCCGAUGAAAAUAAGCUUUAUGAGCACGUGUUUUGAUGCGGUCUGUUACUGACCAGUAUCGAAUGCGUCAUUCAUAUCAUUGUUUUAAAAAGCAACAACAUUUUUGACACACUAACACACACCCCUACUCGACCUACCAUACUUACAUGUAUGUAUGCAUAUAUAUGAAUGAAUUUGUAUUUUAUAUGUCUUUUUUGAGCAUUUCUAUAUUUUAUGUUUUUGCGGUUUUUUUGUGUUUUUAGGGGGUUAGUUACCUAUUGUGAUAUAUAAUAGUUUGAUAUAUAUUGUUAUUCCGUUAAUUAAGGAGAUCAGUAUAUAAAUAGGCCACUUUUGUACUACAUAACAAAAACUUAUCGUAUGAUCCCCUAUUUGAUUUAUUGUUCUUGUUUGGGUUUUUUUUGUAAUUUGCAAUAAAUGACAUUAAUGUGAGUGUUUGAUUUAAUCAACAAAAACCUAGCUGCCGUGGGUUUGUGCAUGAGAAAACAUAAUCAUUGUUAAAUUAGAAAAAUGUUAACCGGUGAAAUUAUCUUAAAUGUAAUGUACUUUAAUCCAUAUUGAUAUCGACAUAUGAAACAAACCAUCGUAACGGUAUUGAGGUAACUGUAUGUAUACAUUAUAAUAGAAGUAUAUGAUAAAAUAAAUCUCAAGUUGUCUUAUUUUUAGCGUGCAAGGAAAAAAAGAUGGGUUUUUUAAAAUUUAUUUUUAAUCAGUUUAUGAGUAUGUACGUAUCAACUGAUUUGGCUUGAAUUAAUGUUGUAUAAAAUGUGUCUUUAAAUUUCUUUCGUCAAUAAGAUAAUAAUUUCUUUUCUAUGUGGAAAAAGACAGCACCUGUUAAAAAUUAGAUUUUAUAAGACAAUAUGUACAUGUAACAUAGUUUUCAAAUCAAACAAUGUUAAAGAAAAACUGUGAUGGAUUCACUUGCUAUCCCAAACCAAAACAACGUUGUAAGAACAGAGCAGGAAUAUGUUAAUGAGACACAUAUAAAAGAAAUCCAGGGUCUUUGUUGCGUAAGGAAGACCCUGUCAGAUUUGUGACUAUUAGAUGGGGCAAUUUUACACACACAAAAAUUGAAAA
This is a messenger RNA of Magallana angulata, 3671 nucleotides long. RefSeq names its product ankyrin-1-like. The transcript is spliced from 3 exons. The record is from RefSeq and is a predicted model, not a curated record. Gene Ontology annotation, molecular function: protein binding. Bases 382 to 2010 code for a protein of 542 amino acids. NCBI's taxonomy places the organism in Eukaryota, Metazoa, Mollusca, Bivalvia, Ostreida, Ostreidae.